This is a messenger RNA of Penicillium cataractarum, 2127 nucleotides long. RefSeq lists its product as uncharacterized. NCBI's taxonomy places the organism in Eukaryota, Fungi, Ascomycota, Eurotiomycetes, Eurotiales, Aspergillaceae. Bases 1 to 2127 code for a protein of 708 amino acids. The record is from RefSeq and is a predicted model, not a curated record. The transcript is spliced from 7 exons.
AUGGACAUCAUGAAAAGACACUCCACCAAGAGCGGAACACACCGUCUGCCGAAAUUCCACGGCCUUCGCUCACCAAUCCCUAAGACAGAAAACACUCCCCCGCCACGCCAGACCCUCUCAGCAAGGUCAAAAUGGCGUGCUAAUAUGGAGCCUGACUCCAUUUUCGUGUUGGGCGAUUUGAAUGCAAGGAAAGAUGCCUCGAUAACCUCGCUGUUUGGCAGAACAACUGCUCGUCCUGGACGAAUAGAGAUAUUUAAGGACGUUUGCCGGAGCACUGGCGCCUUCAUCAAACCCCCAGUCGAGAGUGACACGCAACUCUACAUAUGGGGAAACAAAGAUCAGGUAGUUAAGGCCAAGAAAAUGAUCCAAAAUCUAGCGAUCGAGCACCGCGAAGAAUUGGCCAAAAAGGCCAGGAGGCCAUCCCCAAAACCGGGAACAUCGCGAGUUCGUCCUUACCGCGAACCAAAACCACCGCGUCAAUCUCCCGGUUUUGAGCGCAAACAUCCUUUAGAGUGGGGGAAGAUCUCGCCUUACAAGAACCAUGAAGAAAUGAAAUGCAAGCAAGAGAAAAUGGCAUUGGAAGCACUUCGAAAAGAGCCCAAAAGUGUGGAGUGUAAAAUGUGGAGCCCCAGUCAAAACAAAAAGAAUUUCUUGGAUCCUAAUCAGUUCAUGCAGCAAAAACUUAUCUUCGUGUGGCCUACCGAUGGGCCUUCACCUCAAGAAUGCCUGGGGAUGGAUCUCGAGAAGCUGGACAGUAUCCGUUUCGACCAUCAAGUCCAUGCUUACCUGGACCCCGAGAACCCGACACUCGUCGUUGUUGCCAACAACGAAGGCUUCAAUUCUAGAUCCGUUGUGGAUUUCCUUCGCGCAGCAUGGAAGGAGGGAAUGGGGAGAACUGACCUGCACAUCAAGAAGCUCAUGCUUGCACCACUCAGCCACGAAUUUUCCAGGUACGGCGUCACCAUCGAAAGACAUGGCUCGAUCACGAAACCGUUUUUGCACAGAGUUCGAAGUGAAGAUGCAAAUGCCCGCCGUUUGGCGUUUACCCAGGUGAUGGAUUCUAUUCGCAGUUCGAUCUUCGACGAGAUUCUGCAGAACAUGCAGACCUCUCUUUCCAUGAUCAACUACUUCAAUGGCAAUCUGCGGAUGCGAUUCCACUUCGGCACCUUUGUUCUAGACAGAUACCGACUGUUGAAAACCGGAGCAGAUGCGUUCUCCAUGGCUGAAAUUGCGGCCAUGAUUGGACAUGAGCAGUGUCGCGGACGUGUCGUGCCUGGACUGAAGAUCGGAACAGACGACUUGUUGAAUCGGCUUCGUCAAGCAAAUGACCUCCUUGAGCCCAUCGGUCAGGUACGGCCUCUGAAUGAGCUGGAGUUCAUGGAGCCUAUACACUCAGCCACUAUUGAGUUCACACGAGACAAUUCGGAUUUUCGACUGGAGCUUUACCUCAAGAGAAUCUCGCGUGCGGGCGAAGUUGAGAUUAAAGGUCACCGCUGGUUCAAGGCGCGCCGUGGCGAAGACAAGACUCUGAGAAUGCCGCUGCAGCUGGUCAUGGUGGACUUUGCUAGGGCUGACUGGCAAUGCAACAUCGAGUUAUUCGAAGUCGCCGAAGAGAGAGAACUCACCAAAUCCCAUCGUGAGCUCGCAUCCAGCAUCCGAUUCGCCAGUAGUGGCGACAGCCACCACUUCGUCUCCAAGGCUGCCAUGAACAUCAUAGUCUCCAAAGACACACCUGACGCAAACAUUGUCAAAAAGUCCGCGAUUCGGUUCAAGGUCAAGGGAACUAACCUUAUGCUCGAGCUCGCUCGAUUCGACGUCUACAGGGGAGCCACCUACUUCAACUCGUACUUGAGCGCCACAUUAUUCGACCCUAAUUGGGAUUCCCUGAUGGGAGGAGAGAUUGGGGUAGGCGGCGUGAAGUUCCAGUCACGAGGCGCCGGAUUGGAGGCUUUCUUCCCGUCAACUCGCAGCGGUAAUGCAGAGGAAGGCGCUGGUCUGGAGGAGGUCUUAGAAGUUGUACAGAGGAUUGCGGCGCUUAUGGGUAGCCCUGAGAUUGGGUUGAGUGGGCCGGCUAAGGAUGAUAGCAUGGCUGGAUUGAUGGACUUGGAGCUUGGAACACUGUUCUAG